AUGGUUGGUUUGAGGCAAUCUGCAGUUCGUGGUUUUGAGGAUGUGUCAGGGCUUUGGGUGGGGCAACUUAUGGCACAUGGCCUGGUGUUCCAUGACAAGAUGACUGAUUCCUACAUUCUCUCCUUUGGGUUUUACGAGUAUGCUGGGAUGUCAUGGGAGCUGAAAGCUUUGCCGGAGGACGGAAAUUACUUCCAGGUUUCUGAGAAAGAGAUGGAUCCACACGAAAGCCGAGUCCGUUUGCAGUUUUUCACGACGAGCCGUGUUUGGAGCCCUGCUGACGCCGUGUGCGAAGAGGAGUUUUCUGGGGUACCCACUGAAGUCUGCUGCCCGUGGCAACUACCGCCAACUUUGCAAAGCAAAGGCAUUUUGAUACGCAGAACUGGUGAGGAUGAGUUCUGCCUCAUUGGAGGGUUCUUUCCUGAGUUGAAUGAAGAUGGGAAAAACAAACUAUUGGAAAAAUGGUGCAACACCCAACAAGAACGCGGCGCACAAAUUGCAUCUUCGGAGUUUUGUGCCAGCUACAUGAAAGAUGUUUUGAGCAGCCUUGAGCAUGAAGCUGACUUCAACCAGUUUUCCGACAUGAAAGCGCACGUGGAUGACAUGGCCCGUCGAGAGUACAUUUUGAGCAGAGUUGGUCAUGCAAAAGCUGUGGCUGAAAACUUUACCCCAAAGGCAAUCAAGAAUCUUCGUCCAGAUGUAGCUGGUUGCGUGCUGGCUUGGCAAUACUCUGUGGGAUGCUUUCAAGGUUACUACCCCAUUUCAGAGAUCAAGCCGGUGAAAGAGGGAUCCAAAAGAAAACCCAAAACCCACUACUCUCGAAGCAGGAGCUACAACCAGAAACGAACGAAAGUUGUUGCAUUGCUGGAAAUCGUGAAAUGGAUGUGGGCCUUGCACAAGGAGAACGGUAAGAAAAAAGCUGCUGCCAAAACCACCGCGAAAGGCAGGGGGAAGGGAAAGAAGGGCAAGGGGAAAGCCAGCUCAAAGAAAGAUGAGGUGCUGCCUGUGCGCAAGGUCUGCCGUCUGCUGCCACCUCAGGAACUGAAGCACCUGCUGCAGAGCGCGCAAAGCAUCGCGCCAGGUGAAAAUGGCUGUGUGCCACGUGAUUAUGCCUCGGUGCAACGGGUCGCAGAGUGGAGGAGACGCGCACUGCAUGCAGCCUCCAGGUCCAGUGACGAUCAAGGAGAUCCCACAGUUAUCGGAGCCGGAGCCUUGGGAGCCUUGGGAGCCUUCGAAUGA
Molecule: messenger RNA, 1236 nt
Organism: Cladocopium goreaui
Lineage: Eukaryota; Dinophyceae; Suessiales; Symbiodiniaceae
Source: the annotation of a GenBank genome assembly